This is a messenger RNA of Camponotus floridanus (Florida carpenter ant), 5853 nucleotides long. RefSeq names its product atrial natriuretic peptide-converting enzyme (gene Corin). Gene Ontology annotation, molecular function: serine-type endopeptidase activity; protein binding. NCBI's taxonomy places the organism in Eukaryota, Metazoa, Arthropoda, Insecta, Hymenoptera, Formicidae. The transcript has 20 exons. Gene Ontology annotation, cellular component: membrane. Bases 1094 to 4585 code for a protein of 1163 amino acids. Gene Ontology annotation, biological process: proteolysis. The record is from RefSeq and is a predicted model, not a curated record.
AUGAAACGAGACGUAGAGAGCAUGUAUCGUCGCGAUGAAGCGAGUAGAAGAAGCGCAAACUCGCUCUCGAUCAUGUGAGAAAAAGAGAAAUAGAGAGAGAAAAGGAGAGGGAAAGAGAAAGAGGAAAGAAGAGAGAGAACGGAUCGUACUCGCGCGCGCGACGAUCCCAGAUGGAAGGACGAAGGGGCGGCAAAGAGGGUGGCUAGAGGGCCUGGAAGGGUGCCUAGGACGCGACGCGGUGGGGGUGAGUCAGGAUUGGCUUUUCGCGAAUGUGAAACUCACUAGUACGCUACCACCCACGCACGUAGUACGCACGUUCGCUCCACGUGUGCUCCGUCUAAAAGUUAUCCCCGUUUCUCUCGCAUCCAACGUGCGAUCAGUAACAACGAGAGAGUUUUUCUUCAGGAACAAGGAUUCAACGCAUCCCGCGAUGUAACUCGGAAUAAACCAUCUCUGCCGCAAGUAUAUCCAGCUGGGAAGAUAUUCAAUCACAGAGAGAAAGAAAGAGAGAGAUAAGAGAGAGAGAGAAUUGUCAGUUACUGAGGAAAAUUCGAAGAUAAAUAAUGAAGAAAAAUUACAUGUCAAUUGUCAUAUCAUAACGAAAUAUUACAUAAAACGGAGAUGGAGCGUGCGAUUAGAAUUUACACUUGUGGAUGUCAUCACCGGGACGUAUAAAGUGAGAACGAGAGAUCUCCUUUUUUCUCUCUCUUAUCGAAGAAAACACAUUCACGAGGAUAAACGAGAGCACAAUUGGGCGAAUGUCACGAGACACGAUAUGAUAUAAAAAUUUUUGGCAUUGUCUAUUAUCAAGAAAGAAAGUGAGCCAAUACGAUCUUCUAUCUCACAUGUUUGUAGCGUGAUUUCCCGUUGAAAAUUCGAUUCGCUGUCGGAUAGUAAGGAUGAGUUUAAAGAUCGGAACAUCAUAUCCGUGAUAGAAAUAUUCAAGAUGAUGAUAUUACAUUACACGAAGCAGAGAACUUUUCACGUUUCCGACGAUGGCGAAACUACAGAUUUCCUAAGGCACGAUAGAUCUGAGUUUCCCUGAAGAAAUCAAGAAGAUCGAGGAUUGUCGUUUUCGGCACAAAAAAUCAAUAUGUCCACUACGGAAUCGUGCGAUGGUGAUACAAGUCCGACACGUCGGCCAAGGGAGAGCAGAAUUCAUAGCGUUAGUCUACCAGCUAGAACUUCACUACUUCCGCAACCGCCGCUCACCGGAAAUGAUAUACCGCCGCCAAUACCACGUCGACAUUCUGCUACUCCAGCGGUAGCACCACCUCCGAUUCCGCUGAGGCCGCCAGCGAUUCCGAAGAGAAGCAAGAAUGAAAAACCUAUACCCCUGCAACCCACAUCCAGGCAAGACAAUCAGGUGACUCGUCGCAAAGCGAGUGAUCCUUCGUCCGCAUCGAGGAUGUUGGCUGCAUGGAACAAGAUAGACUCGACAAAUGAAAAACUUAUAGACUUGGGUCCUUUCAGAGAUCAAGAUCAGAAAUCACAGAAUUACUUACUAAGUUACGGCGAAAAAGAGGAGCAGAAGACGAAUGAGCAUAACGAUUUCGUGGUCGACUUCGAGAGAGCGAACUUUCAGGAAGGACGCAAGCUCGCGCAAAAUUCGAGCUUUGAGGAGCUGCAGAAGGCCUCGUUGGAUCUUGAGAAGAGACUCCACGAGAGAAUUGUUAAGAGCGCUGAGGCCAAGUUCGAAGACUCGAAUGGUCGAAUGGACACUCGUCAACGACAAGGAACUGCUACCGUUUCCCGACAUAAUAGACAACAAUUAUCGAAGUUUACGAAAGAAAACGAAUCCAGCAAUUCCGAGCAGAAAGAAUCAUGCGAAGGUAAACCCAGAGAAGAGACGUCGUUACCUCGAAGGGAGAUCUUUCCGAAGGAUGAAUCAAAGUACGCGACGAUUUUGGCAGCUAAUCGCGAGAAUCGAAGAUCAAAGUUCGAGGAGCUGCAAGCGGCCUCGAAGAAUCUAGAGAGACGUUUGCACGAAGAUGAUGAUCGUCGACGUCAGGAGAUGGAAAGACGCAUAAACAAGGACAAGCCACCUAGAUACGAGGACCUGGAAGGUAUCCCGCAGGAGCUCGACAGACGUUUCCAUAGCGAGCAGCAACAGCAUCAUCCAAUAACACGAAGCAAAUACGAAAGUGAUAUGGAGAGAGCCAGGAAUAUUCUACAACAUAAUCUCAGGAAGGAGCGAGGCGGCAGCGAGAAACUCGAGAAAUUGCCGAAGGCAACGCAGACGAAUCUACCACCGCCUCUGAGCGCCAUUUGUCAGAAUCCUGUACCGAAACCUAUCAGUGUCCGACAGGACAGUAACGUUUCCUCGGAUAGUUUCAGUCAGACCAGCUCGCCCAGUUAUACCAGCAAGACAAUGGAAGCACCUCUUCUGCCUCACAAGCAUGGCAAAGUCCCAGACAGAGCUUUGGUGUCGGAGCCUGACAACUCAUCUGGUAGGCCGAUAACGAAGUCGACAAGCACGCCGGCCAGUUUGCAGACCAUCGUCAGAAUUCAUGGAAACAAUAGUUCCCUGCAUCACAAAAUAAUCAAGGACAUGACUAGCAGCCACUACGUGACUACGGGAAGACUACGUUUCAGAUUUAUACAGAUUCUGCUUAAUGCCCUCGCCCUGUUGGCUAUUGCCGGCGGUAUAGCUGCGUAUCUCAAAACAAAAGUUCCCGAAAGUGACUUAAAGUUGGGCAAAGGAGCCAUGUACACCAUCAUCCCGAUAGCUGAACGCACGCAUUCAACGGAGGAUAAGAAUCCUGCCCCAGGAGUAUGUUUACCCAUCAUCGUGAACUUUUGUCAGCAACAUAAUGUUCCGUACAACUAUACCGUGUUCCCAAAUUACAUGGGCAAUUUCGGACAGCGAGAGGCCCAGCACGAAUUGGAGCUUUACGAUGCCGUUGUCGAUGUCAGAUGUUACGAAUUGGCAGCCCUAUUUCUGUGCAGCGUCUUCGUGCCAAAAUGCGGUUACGGCGGUCGUGUCGUAUUUCCUUGUCGCAGUCUCUGCCAUCAAACCAAGAGACGCUGCGGCUUCUUUCUCAAGGUUUUCGGUUUGUCUCUCCCGGAUUAUUUGGAGUGUGAACUCUUUCCCGAGAGUUCAAAUCCCGAUGAAUGCAUCGGAUAUUACGAAGUGAUCGAAGCAGAGAAAAGAGCCCAGAGAGCGACAUGCAACAGCGGUUUUCAAUGCGACCGUACAAGAUGCAUUCCAUUAGAUUGGCGAUGCGACGGUCACGUCGAUUGUUCCGAUCAGAGCGACGAGACCGGAUGUGGGAUGUGCAGUUCCAACUCGUCGUCCUCAGUGUCGAUGUCGACGCCCAUCAUAUUCGGCAAGAUACUCAUGGGACCCUCGGCCGAAAGUGCCGUCACAAGUUCUUCGUUACCGCGUUAUUGCGGCGAAAGGAAAUGCAUGUCGGCCAGUCAUAUCUGUGACGGAGUUAGGGAUUGUCCUCGGGGGCAGGACGAGCGGAAUUGCAUGCGAUUGAGCAACAGGAACGGGGAUAUUGGUGAGGGACGCUUGGAGGUAUAUCACGCUGAAAUGGGUAGAUAUAUGCCAGCAUGUAUCGCGAAUUCGAAAUUAACGUCGGCGGAAAAGAUUUGUGCCAUGCUGGGAUAUAGGGCCUCCCUCGGAUUGACUUUGCUGAUGAAUAACACAACACAGCCUAACCUGAAUAAUAAUAUCGAAUGGGAGAAUUUCCCUUUGUUGAGACAAUUUCAAAGUUGCAUCAAGGAGCGGGAGCCUUAUCCUAUGACCACGCUUACUUGCGAUGGAUACGUUUGCGGCCGCAGAAACGUUAACAAGACGAGAGUGAAACGAAUAGUGGGUGGUAUGGAAUCAUCACCUGGCGAUUGGCCAUUUCUCGCAGCUAUUCUGGGUGGACCCGAACAGAUAUUUUACUGUGCCGGAGUUCUCAUUGCCGAUCAAUGGGUUCUGACUGCGUCUCAUUGCGUGGGCAAUCAUUCGGAGAUAUCCGGUUGGACGAUACAGCUAGGUAUUACUAGAAGACUCUCUCAUUCUUAUCUGGGACAAAAAUUAAAAGUGAAACGUGUGAUCGCUCAUCCGAAUUACAACUUGGGUGUCGCUCAUGACAACGAUAUCGCGUUGUUCCAGCUGGAAAGGCGAGUUCACUACAACGAUCAUCUGAAGCCCGUAUGUUUACCAACUGCUGCCACUAAUCUUAAACCCGGUACACUUUGUACCGUCAUCGGCUGGGGCAAGAAAAAUGAUACCGAAUCAUCUGAAUAUGAGCCGACUGUAAACGAGGUCAUAGUUCCUGUUUUAAAUCGACAAAUCUGCAACAUGUGGUUAGCGCAUAAAGAAUUGAACGUCACCGACGGGAUGAUUUGCGCUGGCUAUUCGAGUGGAGGAAAGGAUGCAUGUCAGGGCGAUUCCGGAGGGCCUCUAUUAUGUCAGGAUAGUCACGACAAUGAGAGAUGGUUCGUCGGGGGGAUCGUUAGCUGGGGCAUAAAAUGCGCUCAUCCAAAACUGCCCGGAGUCUAUGCUUACGUGCCCAAAUAUGUAUCGUGGAUUAAAAGAGAAAUGUCGAAGUAUUCCGAGGAUAAUAAAAAUAACGAAGAAACGUAAUCAAUCGAGAUAUUCAACAAGUCGGAUAAAAUUGUAGACAAUAUCGAAGUAAAAUAAAAGUAGAAAAAGGAUGGACUUUCCUAUCAGCUGACGACGUAGAAAGAAUCGAAAGUAAAUAUGUGUGGUCUGAAUUGUCUUCAACAUCGUUCAUGGAAAAUAAUAUUUUCUACAUAUCUGAGAAGAGAGAAGAGAGCUGAGUAGAAGAUCAUUAAUCUCGUCAAUUGAAUAAUCACGGAUGGCAGGAGCCGAUAUGAGCAGGCAAUCGUGAAUGUUUGCUGAGCUUUGAAUAAAUACCGACGCAAUGCGAUCAAUCUUUCCUCGAGUGAUAACAGUAAGAUUAAUCGACCGCAAUCGUAGCAGGAAAAAUUCUCCUCAUAUCGUGAAUUAACAUCCCCGAAUAUUGGAUAUUUGCUAUCGCAGUUUUCUCAGUCAUAGCUCGUCUGACUAAACAUCAAGUUUCAUCCCUUCGCGAUUUUUCGUAAGAAGAAUUAUAAGAUAAGCCACUCGAACAUGGAGAACCAGAUAAUCGGAAACAUAUAGGAUACACUACUGUAUUUAAAUGAAGCUGCAUACGAAUGCUGUGGAGGUUUGCGUACAUAAGUUCAAAUAAAAUAAGCCAUUUUCUAGGAAAUUACUAGAGGAUCAACAUGCCGACAUGUGUGUACUUUUGGUAUUGAAAUAAGAAAACAAAAAAAAAACUUGAGGCUUUGUGCACAAAACGAAAAUCACCGCAUAUGAUGCGACAAAAAAUAUUUUGUAUCGCUGCCGAUUUUAGGACAGCCGUAUAUGAGCCACCAAGUGGUCGAUACUCUUGAUUUAAAGGGUGUGCGUUUAACGGUAUUCAUUGAUAAUUAACGUUUAAAUGGUAUAUGAGUCGUUUUUGAGAGCGGAAUAAGCGAUGUAAUUAAUAUAAUAGAUUAUACAUUUUAGGAUUUAUGCGAUUCCUAUUUUAUAAAACACAAAAUUUUUUAAUCUUUCGUUUACAAUGACGUGGAUAAGCAUAAUAAAAAACAACUGAAUUUAUCAUUUAACACUUUGUAAAAUCCUCCUAAAUAUUUCCUGAAAUACGGAGAUAAAUUCGACUUACACCGUCGUUCUAUUUCUAGCGACUUAUAUAUUUGUAUGACAAUUUGUAUGACAAUUAUAUAGAAGAUCUGUGAUUUUUACGAACAAUCCUCUUGCGUACAAAUAGGAAAGUUACAAUCGUUAUUUUGAAAUAGCCUCUUUCAUUUUACAUCUUAUAUUCCUGUGUAAAAACAAGUUAAAAA